Rhizopus microsporus ATCC 52813 is the source of this 2029-nucleotide messenger RNA. RefSeq names its product P-loop containing nucleoside triphosphate hydrolase protein. Gene Ontology annotation, molecular function: GTPase activity; GTP binding. Gene Ontology annotation, biological process: ribosomal subunit export from nucleus. The transcript has 4 exons. The record is from RefSeq and is a predicted model, not a curated record. Gene Ontology annotation, cellular component: cytosol. NCBI's taxonomy places the organism in Eukaryota, Fungi, Mucoromycota, Mucoromycetes, Mucorales, Rhizopodaceae. The coding region runs from base 217 to 1953 and encodes 578 amino acids.
UUUAAACAGUUUAAAUUAUGGCACCAAAGAAGAAGCAAAGCAGCUCACUUGGUCGAGCUGUUAUCAAGUCACGUUUCCAAGGACAGAAAGCCUUUGGCGUUGAUGAAGGCAAACUUGUAAUGCUUUUUUAGUUCUAUUAUGAUCUUGAGCUAACUUCUUUUUUCUCUUUUCCAGCAACACACAACAGACAUCGAUGAGGGACCAAAAUGGGUCAAAAUGCAAAGUAUUACUCAAGAGAACGAUCUCGAAGCUUUUCUGAGCACAGCUGCCCUUGCUGAUACUGAUUUCACAGCAGAGAGACUGAAUGUAAAAGUUAUUCAAAACGACUACACUAAUCCAUUGCUCAUGGACGAUGACGAGGACCAAAAGCGACGUAUUGCAAAGCAAGAAGCCAGUAUAGAUCGACUCUCAGUUCCACGCCGACCUCAUUGGGAUAAAUCGAUGACAGCAGAACAAGUACAGCGUAAUGAGCGCGAGAGCUUUUUGAACUGGAGACGAUCUAUGGCACAGUUAGAGGACGAAGAAGGGCUGUUGCUUACACCAUUCGAAAGAAAUAUUGAAGUCUGGCGUCAGUUGUGGCGAGUCAUUGAGCGAUCUCAGUUAGUUGUUCAGAUUGUCGAUGCACGUAACCCACUCUUGUUUCGAUCUGCUGAUUUAGAAAAGUAUGUAAUCGAAGUUGAUGCAGAAAAGAGAAAUCUGUUGUUGAUCAAUAAGGCUGAUUACCUCACAGUCGAUCAGAGAAAGCAAUGGGCAGAUUAUUUUGAAUCAAAAGGAAUUGAGUAUGCUUUCUUCUCAGCUGCUUUAGCUGCAAAAUCUAAACUGGAAGAAGAAGAAAAAAUGAGAGAAGAGGAACUGAAGGAAGCAAAGGACAAGGAACAAGACAAUGAAGGAAAAAACCAGGAAAAGCCAAAGGAAGAAGAUUCUGUCGAAACCAUUUCAGACUAUUUAUCCAGAGCAUCACUUAGCCAUACUCAAAAUGACGAUGAACGCAUACGUAUCCGUACAACAACAGAUUUGCUCGAUUUAUUAAUCGAAAAAACACCUGCUUCUAAAGAUGAAAAGAUUACAAUUGGUCUUGUGGGAUACCCCAACGUAGGUAAAUCCAGUACAAUUAACGCAUUGAUCGGUGAAAAGCGAGUGUCUGUUUCUUCGACACCAGGCAAGACCAAGCACUUUCAAACAAUUCACCUUACACCCUCUCUCAUUCUCUGUGAUUGCCCCGGCCUUGUAUUCCCCACCUUUUCUACUACCAAGGCAGACCAAGUCUGUAACGGUGUGUUGCCCAUUGAUCAGCUUCGAGAACACGCUGGUCCAUGUGGACUUGUUGCUCAACGUAUCCCCAAAGCUGUACUCGAGGCGACUUACGGUAUUCGUAUCCGUACUGUGCCUGUUGAAGAUGGUGGUACAGGUAUUCCUACAAGCUCUGAACUGUGUUCGACAUACGCUAUUGCUCGAGGCUAUUUCAAAUCAAGCCAAGGUAACCCUGAUGAAGCACGUGCAGCAAGAUACAUCCUUAAAGAUUAUGUGAAUGGCAAAUUAUUAUUCUGCCAUCCACCACCAGGCGUAGAUGCAUUAGAAUUCAACAAAGAAAUUCAUGAAGCAGCACUUAAAGUGUUCAAGAAGGCAGCACCGACCACGCGAGUGCCUUCGAGUGCAUUAAACUAUGUUUCACCUGCUCAGGGCGGAACAAAGACAGCAGCUGUUGAUAAAGCGUUCUUUGAAAAGCAGUUAUCAUCACCACACAUCAGCGGAAAAGGUGCGCUUACAGGAGGAAGAGUGACAUUAUACCCUCAUCAGCGUCUUUUAGCAGAUGAUGGUACACCGCUGCCCAUGACGAGAAAAGAACGCGCAGCUAUUGUUCAAAGUCAAUUGGGUGAUAUGGGCUCAAAAAAGCACAAGAAAGGGAAAAAGCACGUUAAGGUUAGGAGUGGAGCUGGUUAUGACUAUAUGUAAAUUUUACCUUGUAUAGAAUAAAAAAAUUGUAUGCAUAUAUACACAGCACAGAGUGUCUUUCUUUUAUGAAUUAUGA